AUGUUGACUAAGGGUCAGGCAAUUCAGAUUACGACUGCAUCCAACCCCCUCGCUUUCGACUUUGACAGAGAACAACUGGACGAUCCCCGUGGGAUCAUAGAACGGUCAAUCCCAGACAAGGAGAAAAAGAUAAAGAUGUCCAAGCUUUUUUCGCGAGCCUCGUCAAACGGAGACAUGAACAGGGUCGCAGACAUGCUCGACAACUUUCGCGACUGGAUCGACCUCGAAGCACAGGACGAAGACGGCACCACUCCACUCAUCUAUGCUGCCUGCUUUGGCCACACCGAGAUUGCAUUCAUGCUACUUGAAGCCGGCGCCCAGGUCGAUGCCCGAGACAAGUUUGGGUGGACAGCGCUGGUUUGGGCCACGAACAAUAAGCACGAGAACAUUGUUCGGCUCCUUCUGGAAAUGGGCGCAUCUACAUCUGCACAAACCGCCAAGGGUCACACCAUCGUCGACUUUUUGCGCCAUGACCCCAACGACAAUACGAAAAUUGUACAAAUUUUCCAGGAACCUGGCAGACGAGACAGAGAGUUCGACUGGGAGCGCUGUCUGCCCGAUCAGAUGUUCGUCUUCUCGAGCAAGGAUAUCAAACAUAUCAUCGAGACCACUGUCACGGCCAUGGAGCCUGGACGCUCGCGUGCCCAUAGACCCAUCCCCGCAUAUGUACUCUUCCUCGCUGCAAGAUUCGCUCACUACUUCAGCUCACAGGAAUUGCUGGAUGAGCUGCUCGAGGCUACUUCAGCAAGCAUUCAUACUGUCACGAAGAACAAACCUGAGGACAUGACAUUGACAGCUUACUGGAUCUCCAACACCAGUGUCCUGCUUCACUUCUUGCGCAAGGAUCCUGGACUCAGCCAGGCGUCUGCACUCCAUCAGCUGAAGAUCGAGGCGAUGUUGCUGGACAUGAUCCAGAUGAUUGUCUUGGAUGCCGAGAGACGUAUUGAGCGGAUCCUGGAGCCAGCCAUGCUGGACCAUGACACGAUCGUGGGCAUGGACGAGGUCAAGUUCCAGUCAGACUGGGCGUUCCUCUGGAGGGGUAGCAUGAGCAAAGCAUCGACAAAGGGCAACGGCAACAGCAACAACAACACUCGUCGCAUCUCGCCAAGGACGAUCACCACGAUGCUGUCGUCUCUGCUGUUUGUGAUGCAGACCUAUGAUAUCCACCCAGAUAUCAUCCAUUACGUGAUUGCUCAGCUUCUGCAUUAUGUCUCGAACGAGGUCUUCAACCGUAUGAUGGCCAACAAGAAGAUGCUGUCCCGGUCCAAGGCUCUUCAGACCCGACUGAAUCUCUCGAUCCUCGAGGACUGGAUCCGCAUGAACCACUUGCCAGCCAAGCUGAUGGACCAGUUUGAGCCAUUGAUCCAGUUGCUGCAGCUGCUGCAGGUCCUGUCGCUGCAGGAGGACUUUGCUACAUGGAUCGAGACUCUCAAGAAGCUGGAGCUCUUGAACCCAAUACAGGUCAAGCGUGUGGUGAGCGCAUACCGAUUCGAAGUGAAUGAACCCAGGUUGAACGAGGAGAUCACACAGUAUGUGCUUCAGGUGGCCUCGGACACAGAGAAGAUGGUCAGGCGGCAGAUGAUGGACCGGAAACGGGAGCGGCCAUUGACGAUGAUGUCUUUGCGCGACCAGGAGGAGGAGGCGGCGUUGCUGUCGGAGGCAAGGAACAGUAAGGCGUGGUUGCCGUUUGUGAUUCCGGAGAACAUGUCGGAGCGUGAAAAUGGAGUCGAGCGCGUGUUUGUGCCGUUGAUCCCUGAGGAGAUGAUGUCGCUGCUGGACACCUACUCAUCCUCUUGA
Messenger RNA from Gamsiella multidivaricata, 1797 nucleotides. RefSeq lists its product as uncharacterized. Gene Ontology annotation, molecular function: GTPase binding. The coding region runs from base 1 to 1797 and encodes 598 amino acids. Lineage: Eukaryota; Fungi; Mortierellomycota; Mortierellomycetes; Mortierellales; Mortierellaceae. The record is from RefSeq and is a predicted model, not a curated record. The transcript has 5 exons.